UGUUUGUGUCCAAAAUUGAAUUGAUUGAUUGUUAAAAAUAUCAAAUAUGUUUAUAGUUUUAUAUCUAUAUUGAAUUUUAACGAUAGGGUAAUUUGUAAUAGUUAUUUCUGUAAAAAAAUCAAAUAUAUUUUUGUGUUUGUGUAGAUUUAAAAGUUAAAUUUUACUGAAGGCGACGAAAUCGGUUUUAAGCAAAAUCGACUACAACAAAGCCGUCAAAUUACUUGUCAUAGACAAAUAUUAACUGACUCUACCAUUAUUUGUCAGCAUCGGCGCGUCAGCGCGUCACUUUCGUUACGCAAAUCCGCCAUUUUGUAUGUAGCUGGCGGUGCUUCGCGGCUUAGUUUCUUCGUUUAGUGAAUUUACCUACGAUAAACUGAAGAACUUUCUUCUAACUGACUCAGCAAGCCGGCUGUUCAUAAAAUUGACGAUUUUGUGAUUUUAGUUUACUCAUAUACCUUGUGCAUUCGUGAUUUGUGAGUGUCCUGUAAUAGGAGCGCGUGGCUGGUCUUUGUUGUUGGAUUUCGCUUAUUUACGGUUGUGGGACAGUGAAACGUGUCUACGUAUACUAACUACAAAGCAGACGAGCAUACGGCCCACCUAUAAGGCUACCGAGCUGUCUGACGGUGCAGUGCUAACUUUUGGGGCGUGCGUGUUUGAGUGCGUGCGAGUGUGCAGACAACGUCGCGGGAGGUGCUCGCGCGCGCGCGUGUGUGUGUGUUUAAGUGCUAGUGACACGGUGAGAGUGUUGUGCGUCGUGCGGUCCCAGGUGGCGCCGACGCUGCCGUCAAGUCAAUGCCGUUGUGCCGAUGGAGCGGUGAUCGCGGCCUGACUACGUCGCUACAGCAGCGCUGGUCAAAAAAGCGACACAAGACCUGCAAUUGGGCUGUGUGACCGCAACCAACCAACUGAUCACAUUGUGACGCGCUGCGGAACAUAUAUUAAAGCGGCUUUGCCGCUUUAAAUGGACAAACGCAAGAUGCUGCCAAAGAGAGCGCGCAUGGAUAGUAUGCGGGGUCCUAUUGCAAACGGACCCCUGCAAUCAAGGCCACUCGUGGCCCUGCUGGACGGUCGGGAUUGUACCGUCGAGAUGCCGAUCCUGAAAGACGUGGCGACGGUCGCCUUCUGCGACGCGCAGUCGACGUCCGAAAUACACGAGAAGGUACUCAACGAAGCGGUCGGGGCCCUCAUGUGGCACACCAUUAUACUAACCAAGGAGGACCUUGAGAAGUUCAAGGCGUUACGGAUCAUAGUACGCAUCGGGUCAGGUGUCGAUAAUAUCGACGUUAAAGCCGCCGGCGAAUUAGGAAUAGCGGUAUGUAAUGUUCCCGGGUACGGAGUCGAGGAGGUAGCCGACACCACGAUGUGUCUCAUAUUGAAUUUAUAUCGACGGACGUAUUGGCUAGCCAAUAUGGUCAGAGAAGGAAAAAAAUUUACAGGGCCGGAGCAGGUGCGCGAGGCGGCGGCGGGGUGCGCGCGCAUCCGCGGCGACACGCUCGGCAUCGUGGGGCUCGGCCGGAUCGGCUCGGCCGUGGCGCUGCGGGCCAAGGCGUUCGGCUUCAAUGUCAUAUUCUACGACCCCUACCUGCCUGACGGCAUCGAGAAGUCGCUGGGCCUCACCAGGGUCUACACGCUACAGGACUUAUUAUUCCAGAGUGACUGUGUCUCACUGCACUGCAGCUUAAACGAGCACAAUCACCACCUCAUCAACGAGUUCACCAUCAAACAGAUGCGUCCAGGUGCGUUUCUGGUGAACACGGCGCGCGGCGGGCUCGUGGACGACGAGGGGCUCGCCGCCGCGCUCAAGCAGGGCCGCAUCCGAGCCGCCGCGCUAGACGUGCACGAGAACGAACCCUUCAACGUCUUCCAGCAGGGUCCGCUGAAAGACGCUCCGAACCUGCUGUGCACGCCGCACGCGGCCUUCUACUCGGACGCGUCCGCACAGGAGCUGCGCGAGAUGGCCGCCUCGGAGAUCCGCCGCGCCAUCGUCGGCCGCAUCCCCGACUGUCUGCGGAACUGCGUCAAUAAGGACUACUUCAUGGCGGGAACGGGCGGCGUGGUGGGCGGAGUGGUGGGCGGCGUGGUGGGCGGCGUGGUGUCGGGGUCGGGCGGCGCGGGCGGCGCGUACGGCGAGGGCAUCAACGGCGGGUACUACGGCGCCGCGCAGGCCGCGCACUCCACCACCGCCGUGCACGAGCCCGCCGCGCACGCCGCGCAGCCGCCGCCCGCGCAGCCCGCGCCGCAGCAGCAGCCGCCCAUCACGCUGCCCAUAAACACGACGGACCCGGCCAACCACCAGAUCCCCAAGCAGGAGAGCUCGGACGUGCACUAGACGGGGGCGGAGGCGCCGACAAUAGUUUAACCGGGGCGGAGGCUCGCCGCCCGCACUCCUCACACUAUUCUAUUUCUACUUAAUUCGCGUUGUAUGUAGCUUGAUGUCUCGCGGUACUCCGGCGGCGACGCCUCUAUGACAAUAAAGUGUUUGACUGUUGAGGCGUCCCUCCCGGGAAGACGAACACCUACACAUAUAUAUAUAUCGGACGGGACCUUGUGUGUGUGAUUGUAAACAGUGCGGUUCUACGAGAUUCGUUUGUUAAUUAUAUAGGUGAUAUAUAUAGAUUUGUGUUUCCAGCGACGCGUCUUGAAUGUGUUGUGUCGGUCUAGCGUACACAUAUAUACAUAUACAUACAUACAUAUAUAUAGUAUAGUUUUUGUUCUGGCGUAUAUAUAUUAUAUAUCCAUAGCUUUGUACAGUCACCGGGUAACAAGAGCCCAGUCUGCGCUCACGUGCGACUGUCGCCGCUCGUGUGUACAGAUUGCAAUUUAAUAUAAAUAUAAUUUUGAAUUAAAAUUUCACGAGACGAACAAAUAUUGUUUGGUACUGAAGGCGGAAUCGAAAUUGGAUUUAUUAUUGUUUCUCAUACGCCCCGGAACGAUCCUAAGCGUUUGCAAAAAUGUUUGUAUACAUAUUACGUAAUACCAAAAUUAACUCUUAGACAAAAUUGCAAGUUCUACUAUCAUCGUCUGAUAUUUUAUUUCUAAACGGUUUAUGUAGUGUUUUUAGUCUUAAAAAAAACGUGUAUUAAAAUUUUUAAACGUAAGAAGAAAAGACUGGUAGUACAGUUGUCCGGGGACACGCCGGGCUGGAGGACUAUCAUCACAUUUACAAGGGACGCAGUACACAGAGGAGGUCAAAUAUUUUUUUAAUUUUUUUUUUUUGUGGAACUUACAAAAA
Messenger RNA from Bombyx mori (domestic silkworm), 3232 nucleotides. RefSeq names its product C-terminal-binding protein (gene CtBP). Gene Ontology annotation, biological process: regulation of transcription by RNA polymerase II. The coding region runs from base 962 to 2329 and encodes 455 amino acids. The record is from RefSeq and is a predicted model, not a curated record. Gene Ontology annotation, molecular function: transcription corepressor activity; transcription coregulator binding; DNA-binding transcription factor binding. Lineage: Eukaryota; Metazoa; Arthropoda; Insecta; Lepidoptera; Bombycidae. Gene Ontology annotation, cellular component: nucleus. The transcript is spliced from 14 exons.